CUUUGUUAUGAGACCUGAUUCAGUUGAAGAAAGCACAAGAAGAGAGAGACAGGAUGACGGAGGAAGAGAAAGAGGCCUUACCUCCCUUGGCAAAGUUCUCGGCUAAGUGGAACGCGGUGGUGACUUACAGACAAGAAUCACACACACGCGCCAUUGAUAGAAGAUCUUGGAUUUCCUUCGACAACCAACCACACCGGUACAGUCUGGACCCAAUGGAGAUACCAAUUAAUUCUAUGGGAAGAACUGGUCUAAGAGGGCGUGGUGUGUUAUGGCGCUGGGGCCCUAACCAUGUCAUCAAGGCAGUCUGCACCAGGUGGCGCCACAAAUACAGUGAUAACGAUGCGCAGACUGGCUUCCUGUAUGUUGAGGGUAAACGUGUUCUUGAAUUCAUUGCAAUCAAGAAGCUCGGCGACGAAGUUACAGUAGAUUCUGGCUCCACCUAUGGUCUUCCAGGUGGGGCCCUACAUGGACACAUAUCUCCAUACAGUAUGCAGUGUCAGGCCUUCAUGAAGGAUGUUCUAAUGGAGGAUCAGGAACCCAAAAAUAACCUGGACCAGUCCGACAUGAUACAGUACUUUGCCCAGUUUGCGGCUAAUGUGAGCACCCCAGUUCGGACACCUGUCACACAGCUGCCUAGUCCUGUGUCCAACUGCGGAUCCACCACCCAGAUAUCCUCCAUCCAGCCCUUCUUGGCUCGAACAAGCUCCCGGACAAGCUUGCGUACCCAUGCAGAUGGGGACAGUUCAGGCUACAGUGCAUGCUUGCUCUACAAAGGCUACGUAGAUGAUCCUCGAAACACUGACAAUGCCUGGGUCGAGGCUGAGGUGUGGAACUUUCAUUAUGAUGGUGGAGACACAUUUGAUAUCAGGAUUCCAGAGGACAGUACAACAACUUGGAAGGAAGUUUCACCAAAUGUGAAGAUUUUUGGAAAUGAAGGUGUUAUUGUGCAAGAAGCUGCAAAAAUUCAUGAUGCAUAUCAUUGACACAGGAAAAAGAACUAGAAUAUUAUAUUCAUCGAUGUCUGCAUUAAUUGGAUUGUGAAGCCUUGAUCUUUCUGAGCAUGGGAGAUGUUAGCUUGGACCAGUGUACUAAAUAAUUAUCACCUUAACUGACUCUCUUGCAAUUACAUGUAAAUAUUAAUUGUUUACAAACUGUUGUAGCAAUUUAAUUGUUGUAAGAUAUUUGGUUCUAGAUGGCGUUUCUUUUUCAUAAUUUCAUACCAGGGUAGAAACAUUUAAUUUACUGUAAAAUCUGAAAUAAAACGCUACAAACAAAAUAAACAAACAAGUAUUGACAAUUUUACAACUAUUCAGUGAAAUGUAUGCUAAGUCUUGUAUACAAAUUUGUAAAAAUCUUAAAAAAUGCUUACUAUCACAAACUUGAUUAAAUUACACUUACUGCGUAGAAAACAUCAAUUUAACCUGGAGGAUUAUAAUCUGAUGUCUUUAAUUUGCAGGUUGCAAUUGUUUUCAAUUGCAUGACGAAUAUAAUGCAUUGUUACUAGCUGCAGUAAUUUUGUUUUUCGAUUUUUGGACACUAAUACAUACAAUGUAGAGUUCGUUGUUUUGAAAGUCAGAAUCUUUAACCAUGCAGUAGGAAAAUAGUAAAAACGAUGAUCUGUAUCGUUGGUUCAAUGGUUUUACUUCUGUUCAUGGUUCUCUAUGUUAAACAGACAUGUGGUGGUCAUUAUAAUUAUUAGCUCACCUGGACCAAAGGUCCGGUGAGCUUAUGCCAUGGUGCGGCGUCCGUCCGCCGUCCGUCAACAUUUGCUUCAAAUCG
This is a messenger RNA of Pecten maximus, 1779 nucleotides long. Its product is annotated as transient receptor potential cation channel subfamily M member-like 2. The transcript has 6 exons. The record is from RefSeq and is a predicted model, not a curated record. Lineage: Eukaryota; Metazoa; Mollusca; Bivalvia; Pectinida; Pectinidae. The coding region runs from base 54 to 983 and encodes 309 amino acids. Gene Ontology annotation, molecular function: ADP-ribose diphosphatase activity.